Molecule: messenger RNA, 2729 nt
Organism: Salvia splendens (bonfire salvia)
Lineage: Eukaryota; Viridiplantae; Streptophyta; Magnoliopsida; Lamiales; Lamiaceae
Product: THO complex subunit 5B-like
Exons: 8
Coding region: 60-2495 (811 amino acids)
Biological process (GO): mRNA export from nucleus
Cellular component (GO): THO complex part of transcription export complex
Molecular function (GO): mRNA binding
Source: RefSeq, a predicted model, not a curated record
UUUUUUUUAAUUUUUCCCUUAUUACUGAGGUGCAGCGAAGGCGGCGAAGUGAGAGGAAAAUGGAAGUGACAAUGGCGGAGCCCGGCGAAAUACUGCCGGAGCGAAACGUCGACAUGGAGGCGCUGUAUGAUAUGCUGCGUCAGAGCAAGGGUUCUACGGAGGAGAUCGUCGCCAAAAUGUUGGCUGUUAAAAAAGAAGCUCAACCGAAAUCCCAGCUCCGAGAACUUAUUACUCAGACUCUCCUUAAUUUUGUUACUCUGCGUCAGGCUAAUAGGUCCAUCUUGAUUGAAGAAGAUUGUAUUAAAGCGGAAUCUGAGCGUGCUAAGGCACCUGUAGACAUGACAACCUUGCAGCUUCACAACUUAAUGUACGAGAAAAAUCACUAUGUCAAAGCAAUAAAGGCAUGCAAGGAUUUUAAGACGAAGUAUCCUGACAUUGAACUUGUACCUGAGGAAGAAUUCUUUAGAGAUGCACCGGAAGAAAUUAAAAGCCCUGUAUUAUCAACUGAUAGUGCUCAUAAUUUGAUGCUCAAAAGGCUCAACUACGAGCUCAGCCAGCGCAAAGAGCUAUGCAGGCUGCGUGAGAAAUUGGAACUACAAAAGAAAGCUCUCGAAGAGACAAUUACUAACAGGAAAAAGUUCUUGUUGAGUCUCCCUUCUCACCUUAAGGCCCUCAAGAAAGCAUCAUUGCCUGUGCAGAAUCAGUUAGGGGUUCUGCACACCAAGAAGCUAAAACAGCUUCAGUUAGCAGAGUUACUUCCACCUCCUCUUUAUGUUAUAUACUCUCAGCUUCUCGCUCAGAAGGAAGCCUUUGAAGAGAAUAUUGAACUAGAGAUAACAGGAAGUAUAAAGGACGCACACGCGUUUGCUCGUCAGCUAGCUAACAAGGACUCUGCUGCCUCAGCAAAUUCAGAGAACUCCAAGCUAGAGGAUGAUGUUCCAGAUGAGGAAGAUGAUGGUCAAAGGAGGAGAAAGCGGCCAAAGAAGGUUUCUAGCAAGGAGAAUCUUGAACAAUCUGGAAUAUAUCAGAAUCAUCCACUUAAAGUUAUCCUCCACAUAAAUGACGACGAUGCUUCAGACUCGAACUCGACUAAACUCAUCACCUUGGAGUUUGAGUUUUUAAUAAAAUUGGAUGUUGUAUGUGUAGGGGUUGAGGGUUCUGAAGAACCCCCUGAAAAUAAUAUCUUGUGCAACUUAUUUCCAGAUGACACUGGCUUGGAGCUCCCUCAGCAGUCGGCUAAGCUCUCUUUUGGUAGUUCUCUUUCAUUUGAUGAAAGUAGAGCUUCAAGGCCGUACAAAUGGGCGCAGCAUUUGGCUGGCAUUGAUUUUUUGCCAGAGGUGUCACCUCUGCUUUCAGUCUCUGAAGAAUCAAAUCGUGAAACAACUAAGCAUCCUUCUGUUUCAUCGGGUCUGUCAGUUUAUCGUCAGCAAAGCAGGGUGCAGACUGUCGUACAAAGAAUUCGUGCCAGGAGAAAGGCUCAGCUGGCUCUUGCGGAAUUACUCGACUCACUAGGGAACCUUAAAUGGCCAACUUUGACCUGUGAGAGUAUCCCAUGGGCCACACACACACCACGCUGCAAAUUGCAUGGCUGGUCGUUCAUAACUACUGCAAGCAAUGAUUCUGGAUCUUUUUCUGUUGCUGAUGCUGAACAAGGUCAGGAUUUAAAAAAUACUGAUGCACAUAAUAAAACUGGGGUCUCCAAAGAGGAUAUGGAGACUCUAAAAGAGGAUGGAGAGCUCCCAUCUUUGCUUCCAGUUGCUACUGCUGUUAAUGAUGAUGCUAAACUAACACCUUCCAAAGGAUCUGAAUUUGAGCAUUCUGGAAGGCUGAGUUUGAUUUCAGCAAGUAUCAUAUCUCCACUAAAAAACAAGGGGAAGUCGCCAAGUUUUAAAAGGCAAGAGGAUGACAUUGAUCUCAUGCUGGAAUCUGAAAACGAGGAUGAGCCAGUCCAGUUAGAGGAUCUGUCUGAUUUAUCACGGCAGGAGGGACCAGUAGUUGUAGACAAUGCAUGGGCUGAUUAUGGGGUCAAAGGAUAUACUCUUGUGCUAGUCCAGAAGUUGGAUAAUGAUGAUAGGAUCAUGAUACUCAAAGCUAAGAUAAAGAUUAGUAAGGAAUAUCCUCUGAGGCCACCUCAGUUUGAGCUGAGUCUGUAUAAUUCAUUUCAAGGGAAGAAUAAAUCUGAAACCAUACGCUCCGAGUUUUCCAAUGAACUUUCUGCAAUGGAGGCAGAGGUCAACAUUCACCUUAUGAGAAUGAUACCUUUGGAUGAAGAAAAUAUUGUCCUAGGUCACCAGGUUCUUUGCCUUGCAAUGUUAUUCGAUUUCUUCUUCAAUGAUGGGAACCUGUCUUGUAAGCGGAGGUAUAAUACAGUUCUGGAUGUUGGUUUGUGCAAGCCAGUAAAUGGUGAGCUCGUCUCUCGAUCCUUUAGAGGUAGGGAUCGUAGGAAGAUGAUUUCUUGGAAGGAGAGAAGCUGCACUUCUGGCUACCCUUACUGAGUGCUGGGAAUCCUGCUCAAGAAACGACUAGCUCCAUCUUCACGAAGAUUUUUGGCAAUUUACAGAUGAUGGAAUCCCAGUUUCGUAUCACUGCAUUUGACAUCGCUUGCCGGAACUGGUGAUUGUGUUACCGGUGAUCAAGGUUGUGCUGUUAAAUUUUCAAAUUGUAUUUGUAUGUCACUGUUUUGUUUAAUGUCAUUUAUAGUAGUAGAAUGCAACAUUUAAGGAUCCAAA